Camelina sativa (false flax) is the source of this 1321-nucleotide messenger RNA. RefSeq names its product E3 ubiquitin-protein ligase BIG BROTHER. The record is from RefSeq and is a predicted model, not a curated record. Gene Ontology annotation, biological process: negative regulation of organ growth; floral organ development; protein ubiquitination. NCBI's taxonomy places the organism in Eukaryota, Viridiplantae, Streptophyta, Magnoliopsida, Brassicales, Brassicaceae. Gene Ontology annotation, molecular function: ubiquitin conjugating enzyme binding; ubiquitin-protein transferase activity.
UCUCCCCACACUGAACCACAUAUCUUUUUGCCGGCUUCUUCAACGGCUUUUUCGCUUCCUUCCUUCGACGUCGUUUUGUCUCCUUUCUCUUUCUCUCUUUCUCUCUCUCUCUGUCACACACUCUCUCUUGCUCCUCCGUCCGUCUCUCGUCUACAGUACCCCUCCGCUUUCGCCUUUUUCCCCUGUCCUAUGAAUUUGGUCGAAAUGCUCAUUUCUUUCUUUUUCCACUAAUCCAAUAUCAUUCGAGAUUCUCCCUUGCCGUCUCCAAUUGCCACUCUCCGCUCCAACCCUCUUCGAAUUCUUCUUCUUCAGUUACCAAUUGCAGUAGCUGAAAUGAACGGAGAUAGACCUGUGGAAGAUGCUCAUUACACGGAGGCGGGGUUUCCUUAUGCUGCUACUGGGAGUUACAUUGAUUUUUAUGGUGGUACUGCCGCUCAGGGGCCUCUAAACUAUGCUCAUGCCGGUGCAAUGGACAAUAUGUACUGGACCAUGAAUACAAAUGCAUACAAGUUUGGAUUUUCAGGAUCAGAUAAUGCCUCUUUCUAUGGUUCUUAUGACAUGAACGAUCAUCUCUCAAGGAUGUCCAUCGGGAGAACUAAUUGGGACUACCAUCCCAUGCUCCCCAUUGAUGAUCCUGAAAUCACAGUGGCACGGUCUGUCCAAAUCGGUGACUCAGAUGAGCACUCUGAAGCUGAAGAUUGCAUUGCAAAUGAGCAUGACCACCCCGACAGUCCGCAGGUAUCCUGGCAAGAUGACAUUGAUCCUGAUACAAUGACCUAUGAGGAAUUAGUAGAGCUGGGGGAAGCGGUAGGAUCAGAAAGCCGGGGGUUGUCUCAGGAACUCAUAGAAACGCUUCCCACUAGAAAGUAUAAGUUUGGGAGCAUCUUCUCCAGGAAAAGAGCAGGGGAAAGGUGUGUGAUAUGCCAGCUCAAGUACAAGAUAGGGGAGAGGCAAAUGGAUCUGCCGUGCAAGCACGUGUAUCAUUCUGAAUGCAUUUCCAAAUGGCUAAGCAUCAACAAGGUUUGCCCGGUGUGCAAUACCGAGGUUUUUGGGGAGCCAAACAUCCAUUGAUCGGCGGAAGGGGAUUGUCCUCUUCUUCUUUUUUUUUGCUUUUAUAUUCGAGGCUCGUUAAGUAAUUGUUUUAGUGUAGUGAAAAACCCCAAAAAAAAUAGUCUACGCACACACUAUACUCUCUCAUGUUCAGUCCUUCUCUGUACAUGUAAUUUUUCUUCUAGUUCAACUUUUGCUUGUCUGUGCUUUAAAAAUUUAACACUCACUCCUAUUGUAUACUAAAUGCUGGCUGAGACAAUUCAAAGUUGAA